CCACACUUUCGAACACACAACUUCAGCAACCGAAGCGAACACCAUCAUCAUCAACAUCAUUAGUUCUAUCAAAGAAACAAAGAUGGUGAGUGUGUCCGAAAUCCGCCAGGCUCAAAGGGCAGAAGGCCCUGCAACCAUCCUUGCCAUUGGAACUGCAACCCCACCAAACUGCGUUGAUCAGAGCACCUAUCCCGACUACUACUUCAGAAUCACAAACAGCGAGCACAUGACCGAUCUCAAGGAGAAGUUCCAGCGCAUGUGCGACAAGUCGAUGAUCAAGAAGAGAUACAUGCACGUGACGGAGGAGAUCCUGAAGGAGAAUCCGAACAUGAGUGCUUACAUGGCACCUUCUUUGGAUGCGAGGCAAGACAUAGUGGUGGUAGAGGUACCAAAGCUAGGGAAAGAGGCUGCAGUGAAGGCCAUAAAGGAGUGGGGCCAGCCAAAGUCCAAGAUUACACAUUUGAUCUUUUGCACUACCAGUGGCGUCGACAUGCCUGGUGCUGAUUACCAGCUCACCAAACUCUUGGGACUUCGCCCCUAUGUGAAAAGGUACAUGAUGUACCAACAGGGGUGCUUUGCAGGAGGCACGGUUCUUCGAUUGGCCAAGGAUUUGGCGGAGAACAACAAGGGUGCUCGUGUGCUUGUCGUGUGUUCUGAGAUAACCGCAGUUACGUUCCGUGGCCCAAGUGACACUCACCUAGACAGCNUUAUGCUCACAACAUUUUGA
Molecule: messenger RNA, 727 nt
Organism: Vigna umbellata (rice bean)
Lineage: Eukaryota; Viridiplantae; Streptophyta; Magnoliopsida; Fabales; Fabaceae
Source: RefSeq, a predicted model, not a curated record